AUGAGUGAAUCUCAGAGUCCAGCUCAGGACCCUGAGAAAAGUCGAUCUGUCACACGCACGCAAAGUGUCAAGGGUGGAGAUGUACCAGAGACCAGUCUCGUCAAUAUCUUGGUCGUUUGCACGGCAUGCCUAGGAGGAUUCGUAUAUGGAUUUGCGGCUAACGCCCUCUCUGGCUCCCUCUCCCAAACAACCUUCAUUGCAAAGUUCUUGUCGACACCUGAUGCAACAUCUCGACAAGAUGGUAUGCUUGGAGGUUUCCUCGGAGGCGCCCUAGUUGGUGCUAUCCUACAGGCACCCCUAGCCAACAAGUUCGGUCGACGAAUCGCCAAUGCCGUUGCUGCCGUCAUCGUCAUUAUCUCGGGUGCCUUACAGGCUGGUGCCGUCGAUGCCACCAUGUUCAUCGUUGCGCGUGUCAUCUGCGGCGUCGGUGCGGGUAUGGUAUUCUCGAAUACCCCCGUGUAUAUGAGUGAAAUAUCGCCUCCACACACACGUGGAAUGUUGGUCGGUCUACAUGGUGUAGGAACGGUGGUCGCAUAUAUCCUGGCCGCAGUUUGCGCGCUGGCGUUCAGUUUUGUCACCACUGAAAUGCAGUGGCGAUUUAUCUUCAUCGUUCUGACUGCUGUGGGUGUUAUCUACUUGGUCACACUAUUCUUCAUCCCCGAGUCUCCUCGUUGGCUCAUGCAACAAGGACGUGACGACGAGGCGAGACAGGUGCUGGAAUAUCUGCAUCGUACUAAGCGAGACCCUAGAGCUGCUUUUGCUCUUGCUGAGGCGGUUCAAAUCAAGGCUCAGGUCGACGCAGAGAAAGAUACUCCGAGCGGCUAUCUCUAUAUUAUGCGCACAGCGUCUCAUCGCAAGCGCGCGCUCUGCUCUAUCCUGUUGUGGACUAUGGGUCAAGGAACUGGCAUCACUGCUAUCGCAAAUUUAAUUCCUACACUUAUGGGUGCACUGGGCUUUGGUACUACGAUGCAACUUGGACUUGGCGUUGUCUGGACAGUGUGCGCGGUAAUUGGUUGUGGAAUUAAUGUUUUCCUCCUCGAUAGAGUUGGACGAGUCAAGUUGUUGGUGAUCGGUGGGUUUGGCUCCGCUGCUAUCAUUAGUGUUAUGGCCGCUCUUGAAAAGUUCUACCUCAACACAACCUACACACCGGGCAUCAAUGGCGCCGUGGCCAUAUAUUUCAUCUUCGGUGCCUUCUUCACCUCCACCAUUGAAUGUACCGCAUACGUUUAUGGCUCGGAAAUUUGGCCGACACACCUACGCAGCGAGGGAGCGACCAUUGCAUUGGUCAGUUUCUUUGGCAAUGCUGUUGCAUACAGUGCGCCUGUUACACUCGCUCUUACCAAUAUCGGAUGGAAGUUCUAUAUGGUAUUUGUUGCUGUCACCGUUGCAAGUACUAUUGUCAUAAUGUUCUAUUUCCCUGAGACCAUGGGAUUGAGUCUUGAGGAGAUCAAUGGUAAGUUCGGCGAUAAGGUCGAGAUGGAGCUUCAGGAUGCCCUUGAUGUUGAGGAUACCAGCUCGCAACGCACAGUCUGA
This is a messenger RNA of Penicillium concentricum, 1533 nucleotides long. RefSeq lists its product as uncharacterized. Bases 1 to 1533 code for a protein of 510 amino acids. Gene Ontology annotation, cellular component: membrane. The transcript has 5 exons. Gene Ontology annotation, molecular function: carbohydrate:proton symporter activity. The record is from RefSeq and is a predicted model, not a curated record. Gene Ontology annotation, biological process: carbohydrate transport; transmembrane transport. NCBI's taxonomy places the organism in Eukaryota, Fungi, Ascomycota, Eurotiomycetes, Eurotiales, Aspergillaceae.